Messenger RNA from Lodderomyces beijingensis, 1512 nucleotides. Lineage: Eukaryota; Fungi; Ascomycota; Pichiomycetes; Serinales; Debaryomycetaceae. The record is from the annotation of a GenBank genome assembly.
AUGAGGACUCUUGUUAUAUCUUUCCUAGUGUUGGCAACCAUUUUUGUAACUACAAGAAGCCUUUACAACCCACAGCAGCUAGAUUUGAAAUCCGCAGCGUUUUUAGUCAAGAAUAGUAUCAAAGAGUUGCGCCAGAGUUGGCACAAGGGCGCAUCGGGCGAAUCGGUCUUGGACUUGAACAGCGAGUACUCCAUCAACAGCGUCAUGAACUCGUUUUUCCCCAUCGACUCCAUGAUUGAGUUCAACACGACGCAGCCCGGGGAAAAUGCAACCUUGCACCAGCUAUUUGGGAGGUACGCCUCGUUUAGCUCGAUAUUGGGCGACGAGUUGACUUCGAAAUACUUGGUAUUGCCACAUAAUGCAUGUGCCGAUGUGGGAGAGGGAGAGGAGACCGAGUCGUACAAGGACAAGGUUUUAGUUGUGUUACGAGGAGGAUGCACGUUUGUUGACAAGGUGACGCGACUACUCGAGUGGGAGCCCUCAACCAUCAUCAUCGCCAACGACGAGCCCUACAGGGGCUUGAUCACCAUGUUUUCAAACACUUUCAACCAGGACGGCACACUCGAGACACCAGUCAUGUUUAUCACGAACGAGGAUUACACUUUGCUCAAGUCGUUUCAAGAGGAUGACUUGACCAUCACCAUCACCACGGCACAUCUCAGCAGCUGGUACACCAUAGUGUUGUCCAUGGUUUUCUCGCCCCCGCUUUUCAUUGUCAUCUUUUAUGGGAUCAUUGUGUGCGGGCAACGAAUCAGAAAAAGACAAAUCAACAGGAGAAACGCGCAAAUGGUGCGCGAUCUCCCCGUGUACAUUUACAACGUGAACCAAUUGGUGCCGGAGCAGAGCUUUGCCGCGUAUUUGAGAGCGUCAGGACGUGCCGAGCUGUCACCGAGUGAUUGUGCCAAUGGCGAAUCUCUUUUGGCGUCACGCUCGUGCUCGUACUCGAUGGGCUCUGCGCUGUCGGCCGAUGGAACAAUAACAGGCGCACCACCACCACCACCGCCACCAGACGUGAAGAAAAAGUCAAACUAUUCCACGUUGAAAUCCCCAGAUGGAUUUUUCACUUCUUACAAAUGCUCCAUCUGUUUGGAGAAGUACAUCCCGUUGAAAUCUAGAGUCCUCGUCUUGGACUGCAAACAUUUCUUCCAUCAGAAAUGCUUGUCCACCUGGCUCAUCAAUUUCAAGAGAAGUUGCCCCUUGUGUAAUUCCACAUUACAAAAAUCAAAAUUACUUGCAGGCCAAACGAAUUAUGGAGCAACUUGGGAUUUGGAGCAAGGCGUCGAAGCGGAAGCGGCGACACCAGAUAUAGGUUCCGACGUUAGAGAAACGACGAAUCUGCGCGAACAAGAAGAAUCAUCAUCAUCAUGCACACAAGAGGUUGCGACUCGUCCAACAUCUAGACCUUUUCUUAUAACACGACCACUGGCUCUUUUAAGUCGGUACAACGUCGAAAGUGAAUUCGACAGAGACGACUUGAGCACAAGUAUUGAUUCUGGAAAUAAUACAAAUUGA